Messenger RNA from Lates calcarifer (barramundi perch), 5506 nucleotides. It is a transcript of the gene phldb2a, whose product is annotated as pleckstrin homology-like domain, family B, member 2a. The transcript is spliced from 17 exons. Bases 345 to 3434 code for a protein of 1029 amino acids. Gene Ontology annotation, biological process: regulation of microtubule cytoskeleton organization. Lineage: Eukaryota; Metazoa; Chordata; Actinopteri; Centropomidae. Gene Ontology annotation, cellular component: basal cortex. The record is from RefSeq and is a predicted model, not a curated record.
GGGGCAGCAACCGCUCCUGAUGCUGAAAAGUAAACACACACACACACACACACACACACGUACUCCCUCUCUGUCCUGUGGGGAGGAGGGGGAGGACGGUCUGAGCAGCAGUAAGAGUGGAGGUGGGUGGGGAGGGGGUCUCCUGCCCGAUCCUUUGUCAUGGGAAGACUUUACUCUGCAGUUUAUACAGAGGGAGCGGACCUGAGCUUCACAGACGACAGACACAUGCCAGAAACCUCCGGCAACAACUAUGUGACUGGGACAGAAAACAAAAGGGAACAAAGCACAUAGGGCCCAGCUGAAUUCUGCAUCGUCACACUGAAUCAGAGAAGGAGGUCAGUGUGAUGAACAGCAUGCUUCCUCAGAGGAGUGCGGUCUCCAUGCUGGGCUACGGCUCGGACUGUGUGAAGAUUGAGCACAGUGGCAGUGGCUCAGUGGGUGGGACGUUGCUGAGAGGCUCCCGCUCGAAGGCAGAGCUACAGGAACUGAUGGAGACGCUGCAGCGCAGGAAGAGCGCUCUGGAGGCCAGUCUGAGGGCAGCUGAGUGCAGCCGCAAGUACCUCAGCGUGCCCUCACCUGUUGGACCCCAAUCCACCAGGACCCUGUCCAUUCUUAGCAAUACAGAUCGCCCUCCGUCUAGAAACUUCACCUACGUGACCAGCAGCAGCGUGCCUCCAUCACCUCGCCAGGGUGAACGCCAGCUGAGCCCUAAUGGUCUUCUCCGUCAUUCCCACUCUCGCCACCAGUCGCAAGACAGUCUGCUCUUCUCUAACGCGGCAGACGGAAGCUCUCUGCUCUCCUCUUAUGGGGAACCCCUACCUCGUUCUCCCAGGGUCAAAAGCGGAGCUGCCAGUGUGCCGUCCAGUCCUCGCAUGGGCCGCAGACUGUACUCUCAGGGCAAAGCUGGAGGAGACUCCCGGCAAAGGAAAUACUCCACCGGCUCCCUCAACAGCCUGGGGAUGCACAGCCGUUCUCUUCCGCGGCUUCACAACACAGCAGACCCCCCGGCUCUUUCGCUCCCGUCCCGUCACUCGGUGGGUUCCCACAGAGGAGUGGGCUCAGCGGGGGCGCGUCGCAGCCUGUCCUCCCUGGAGCAGCCGCCAGAUGUGACGGUACCAGCCAGCAUGCCCAGCACUCCCAGGAGGGCCAGCCUGGCCUCUCUAAGCUCUCUGGGUAUAGAGAUCGAUGGGACGGGCUUAGAUCUGGGCUUCGGAGAGAGGAGGUUAUCCUUUGGGAAGGGCGGGUUGAGUCCAGGACAGAGGGUGGGCAGCAUCAGCUCUUUGAAUGGCAAAGAAGAGCUGAGAGAUUACCACCAGCACCAGAGAGAUGAGCGACUCAGGGAGCAGAAAGUGCAGAGAUUGGAAUGCCAGCGUCUAGAAACCAUCUUGAACCUGUGCACUGAGAUGGGCCAGGUGGAGAGAGAGCCGGCGGGUUCGUCUGUUUCUGAUCUGCAGAAGAUCAAUAAGGAGCUGGAGAAGCUGCAGGUGUCGGAUGAUGAGUCGGUGUUCUCGGACUCUCCCAGCAGCACUGCUCCAGAGGGCUGCUUUGGGGCCAAAGCCAGAGACUUUCAGCUGUCCGAUGAGCAGCAGGUUAGCCAGCGUCAGCAGAGCGGCUACAGAGAGGCCAGGUCCCACUCUCCAGCUAUCAGCCUGAACAGCAGUGCACCCUCACCCUCCACCCACCACAGAGCCAAAGCCCUGGAGAGCGUGCAGCUAAAACAAGUAACACAUAUAGAAGAAGAGAGGAUCCAAGUGCUGAACAACAUAGAGGAGCUGGAGCAGAAGAUCAAAGACCUGGACAACCAGAUGGAGGAGUCUGUCCGAGAGAUGGAGGUGGAGUGUGCUCUGCUGGAAGGGGAACAGGAGUCAGAGAUGGGCCAGCUGCAGAAGGAAAAGGAACUUCUGGACCAACUCAAGGAAAAGAUGCAUAGUAUUGAAAAGACGAGUCACACUGAGAAGUCACAGGAAGCUAAGGAGCAGACAAAAAGUUUGGAGGACUUGGAGUUUCAGAAGCUGGAGAGAGAAAUUAAUCAGGAUGAGGAAAAAGAGAACCAAAGCCAAGAACUGCUGCGAGAGAUCGCUGAGUGUCAGCGUCUUACUGUCACACGCAAGGAAAGGCUCAUGACGCUGAAGAAACAGUCUUCACAGAUUACUUUACAGGCUCAGCAAGAAAGAGAGAAUUUCCAGAGAGAGAAAAACAAUUUGCUUGUCAUGCUGCAGAAGGAGAGAGAGAAACUGGUGUCUUUGGAAGGAAAAUUGUCUGAGUUGUCUGAGGGACAGAACUUCACUAAUGUCCCUGUAGCCAUCAAAGAGCACUUACACUCUCUGAAGGAAAGGAGAAGAAGCAGCAAAGAAAGUACUUCCCACCCAAGUGACAGCCUACCUCAUAAGAGGAGCCAGCAGCUCCCCACCUCUUACGGCAGAUCCCUGGGACGGACGCUUCCUCCCAAGGCUCACCUUCCUCUGUCUCAAAGCUCCAGCUGUGGCAGCGUCAUCCCACAAGGCUUCAGCUUCUCCACCCGGGACCUGAACACCCGCCGCCUGCCCAAGACAGGCAACAGCCAUGCACAUAUGAAUGAAGACAGACAGAGAAGAAGUGAUUUUUGCAGCAGGAUGGUGUCUGAGCCGAACGUGUUCCUGGACUCCUUCUCUUACCCGGACAACAGCCAGGCCUCAGAUACUGUCAGCGUGGACAGCUCUGACAGCCUGGAGACCAGCUUCUCAGCCUGCUCCCCAGACAACAUCUCCAGUGCUAGCACCUCCAAUAUGUUGAAGAUUGAGGAGAUGGAGCGUUUACUCCGAGAGGCACAGGCUGAGAAGCAAAGACUCCUCGAGCAUCGGGAGCGUGAGAUGGAGAUGCGCAGACAGGCUCUGGAGGAGGAGCGACGAAGAAGAGAGGAACUAGAGAAACGACUGCAGGAGGAGACAAGCAGGAGACAGAAACUUGUGGAGAGAGAGGUGAAGCUCAGGGAGAAACAAAGAUCACAGUCCCGGCUGUUGACACGCUACCUCCCUGUAAGGAAAGACGACUUUGAUCUCCACGGCCACAUUGAGGCAGCGGGACACAACCCAGAUGCCUGCUUCCAUCUGGCCAUCACUGAUAAAACCUGUCGAGGCUUCCUGGUCAAAAUGGGCGGCAAGAUAAAGACCUGGAAGAAACGCUGGUUUGUCUUUGACCAGAAUCGCAGGACGCUCACCUACUAUGCAGACAAACAUGAAACCAAGAUGAAAGGAGUCAUUUACUUCCAAGCCAUAGAAGAGGUGUACUAUGACCAUUUAAAGAACGCACACAAGAGCCCCAACCCCUCGCUGACCUUCAGUGUGAAGACCCACGAUCGGGUGUACUACAUGGUGGCUCCGACCCCUGAGGCCAUGCGUAUCUGGAUGGAUGUUAUUGUUACGGGUGCAGAAGGACACAUGCAUUUCAUGGUGUAACCGAUCCCAACAGAUCAGGACACACACACUUAAAUUUCCUCGGUAAACGUUGUGUCACACGAGAAGAUUUAUUGCUCAUAUCAACGUAGGUGCAAAUAUGUUGUGUAGAGCUGGGACGUACGUUCAUCAGGUCAACAAAAAAUGAACUUGUUUACACUUGUAGUAUUUGUAGCCUACAAGGACAACUAAUGCUAACAAGCACACUUUAUAAUCUAAUCAUGUGUAACAAAUGAGAAGAAUUGAUAUAUGGGUUUCAUAAUUAAGCUAUGUAGUUAUUUUUUUAUUUGUUUAUAUACCGCGAGUGGCUGAAGCAUCACUAAAUCUUGCAAUAAUUCGGCUGUUACACUUUCCAGCUUUCUCUUUCUUGAUAGAAAAUCUCUGCUUGUCUCCAACUGCCCGGUUAUGUUUAGUUUUUAUUUAGUCAAAACUUUAUCAGGGAAACUGAUCGGAAACUCAGCGCCCGCUGCACUUCCUGCUACGCUUCCAAACUGCGGUACACACUGAUGUUGCUUCUCUAUAACAGAUGCAUGUCUUUCAAACAGCUUUCUACAAACUUCAGCCUUCUGUAAUUUACUUAUCCUAUAUUUAGUUUAUGUUGUUGGUCCACCUCUGUUUCUUUGCCUUCCUUAACUCUCUUCUCUCUAUUUCCUGUUUGACUCCACCUUCUCAGUAUAAGUCAGACUGAAAUGUAUUCCCUUUGAACAUUAAUGGGUCUGUAUCAGUGCGUUACAACUUCCUGGUGAUCUUUUCCUAGAUAAGAUCCCCUCCUCUGUAUUUGUGGUUGCAAGAAUGCACAUUUUUAUGUUAACUCAGAUUUGUUAUUUUUUGUAUUGUCACUAAUAUUCAAAUGUAAUUAGUGUGAGUAUUAUUUCACAUUUUUAACUCAAGCAUUUUGAUCGCUGCUGAAAGACUGCCAGUAUAAGCUGGUCUUGUCUGCUAAUUCAAAGCAGGGCUGAAUGUCCACCAUUAGUAUUCCUUCCAAAUACAUAAAUCUCUCUUUGCGUCACUUUCAUUCCAGUGAGCCUUAAUCUGUGCUUUUCUUCGCAUAUGCAAACUUAAUCCCUGAAGGAGAGAUUGUUAUAGGCACUUUUUUUAAACAUUUUGUUAUUACUUAAUUGUAAUUGAUUCUACUCAUUAAAGUAGAACAUUUUCCCAAAUUACAGUGGGACUGUGUUUCACACCUACCAACGUGCAGCUAGCUCCCUCUAUCUAUUAGCAGAGGCUGCUGGCCUGAUAGGGUGAGGCCACGUUGUGCAGAUGUGAUGCUGAACGUACUGCAUCACCAUGUUCCUUACUCUAAAACAUUUCAUUAUGUUUUUUCACCAGCAGAGGUCCUCAGUGCAGAGUGAUUGCACUAGAAUGACGUAAUGCUCUGGCUGGUUGGUCCAUACCCACUUAGAUAAAUGAGCACAUACUGAAAGAACAGAUCCUCAAUGAUCCGUGUUUUCUCAUGCUCAUAUAUCAUCAACAUGUGCUUUUAUAAGCACAUUUGUGUCAAGCUUAAGAUUUGCUUUUUGAAAGCAAAACAAAUCAUCAUAUGUAGGAUCACAAAAUUAUUUUUAUAAUUUAGUUUUAAAUUGUUUUAUAAAAUAUAAAUAUAUAUAUAUAUAUGAUCUGUAUAUUCAUUGACUAAUUGCCUGUAUUUGACUGUGUUUGAUAAUGAGAGAUCACUUUAACACCGAGUGACAGUGGCCAGCUGUUGGCUCACAGACUUCAGGGCUCGCUGAUGUUUGCUGGUUCAGUGUUGAUUAACUCUGUCCUGCAGAGUGUGGGCAGUGUUGACAGUGUUGCUGACAGUGUUGCAGAUAAGUUGUUGCCUUUGAUGGAUGCUUCUCAGUGAACAGAUGUAUCUGUCAGGUAAACAUCUCAUCCUCAAACUGUCAUCCACUGUAUGAGACUCAAGCCUUUAAACCAAAAAAUGUUUCCACAUAUAUAUAUAUAUAUAUAUAUAUAUGAGUACAUUUAAUAUUUUAUAUUUUGUAUAUGAACAAUAAUGAUUUUAGUUGACACUAUGCUACAGGUUUUUAUAAUCGACGUGUGUCAUUAAUAAAUAAUUUGGAUGAUGAAUCAGA